AUGGCUAUCGAUGGCAGCAACCCUCCCUCAGAAAGUACCGCUUUGUCAAGGACAACCGGGUCAACCAGCGGUGCCUCGCCAUUUCACUUCAGUGACUUUGGCGGCACAAAGCCAAGGGACGCAAUUUCGUCGCCGCAAAUGAUAUCGCCAGAAUCUUUCGGUGAUUUCCAGGGAAUAACUGAAAGCUUCCAAAGACCUCCCAUUCUUUUUGGUCAAAGAGGCGUCGCGUAUAACUGUCGUAUAAGCGAUGUGGAUCAAGUCACAGCAGGCGUGGAGUUUGUGCUAAAGAUUGAGGAACCUUGUCUUGAUCACUUGCACGGCGAUCUGGACAAACCUUGCGAGCCUAGCAAUCAUGCCUUGACUGUUUCCGCUCAGCUGAUAGCAGCGUGCGAUUACCCGUCGCCAACCAUCAGCUCGCCUCCACCGAUAUCAGCCACCUUUAACAGUCUACCAACGCAAAUGCUGGAACGAUUGUUGAGUCUAGCGCCAGAUCUAUCGAGUGAAGGUGAAGUGACGCCGAUCCAGGCAUGGAACAUUAUUCGAUGUCGGCCUGACUUUGGCGGUUUGGACACGAGGAGUCUGAGUGCUCUUGCGCGAAAGCUGAAGAAGGCUGUAAAAUGUCAUGGGUAUGCCAAUUACCCAAAGCUCCACGUAACCUGGGUUGGUUAA
Molecule: messenger RNA, 669 nt
Organism: Fusarium graminearum PH-1
Lineage: Eukaryota; Fungi; Ascomycota; Sordariomycetes; Hypocreales; Nectriaceae
Exons: 3
Coding region: 1-669 (222 amino acids)
Source: RefSeq, a predicted model, not a curated record